Rotaria sordida is the source of this 991-nucleotide messenger RNA. The record is from the annotation of a GenBank genome assembly. Lineage: Eukaryota; Metazoa; Rotifera; Eurotatoria; Philodinida; Philodinidae.
AUGGACGGUUACUCACAACUUUACGGACAGAUCAAAAUUACAAAUACUGAUAUUGAAACGAGAUAUACUUAUAAUUGUGAAGCGAUCGGUUGUGAAUUAGUUUUUGCGAGAAAACUCUGGGCUAAUGGAGAUGUUAAUGAUUUCUUGCAUCUUCGUAGUUGGGUGAUUGAUUAUCUGUCCGAUCAACCAACUGGUCCAUCUCGUCAAUGUUACACAUCUGCUAAUAAUACAACUGAAUGUUCUACUAUCUGUCAAGUUGGAGUUGAACAGAAGCAAAGUUCAUUGGCUCCUGAUGGAAAUAAACGCCAAUUUAGUUAUGGAUUAUGCAUAAACGCACCAUAUAUGAUGAUGCCUAACUCUACACAGGUGAUUUUUAGAACUUGGUCACAUCGUAAUAAUAUUAUCAAUCCUGAUCUUUAUGCUAUUGAUUAUUCAUGCUGGAAUUCGAAUUGUAACAGUGAGGCAGUGGCCGAUAACUUGUUGAAGAUCGCUCUAAAAGAGUAUGUACCAUUGAUUAUCGAAUUUAUAUCGAGAUCGAGCAAUGUGAAUGGACAAUAACUUUUUUCUUAAUGAUCUGCAUGUUUUGCUCCGAAUAAAAAUAAACACUGAUUGAAGAAAAAAAUCAUGGCACAUAAAUUUUUCAACAAAUGUAUGUCUCAUCAUUUGAGAACACAUGAGAUAAAUUCUAUGGAAUGGAACCAUACCGUGUGUAGAUUAUUUACACGAAGUUUCAACCAUGCUACAGAAAAGGAUUGUCUAAUUUUGAUAAUUGUUUUUGUCAUUUAUUAUAGCACUUUAAAUGGCUCUUGGAAAAGGAUGAAAACUAUCUAUUUGAAAAUAUCCAUUUUCGAUACAUCUUAAUGGUAAAUACGGUUCUUUUUUGAUAAUGUAAAACUAAUAACUCCACAGCGACUGUAGGAGCUAGAAAGUUGAAAUUUUUUUGUGUAGCAAUGGGACGCUCAAAGAACAGUAAUAUAUAAAAAAGGGUGUG